Penicillium vulpinum is the source of this 930-nucleotide messenger RNA. Its product is annotated as putative NUDIX family hydrolase. The transcript has 2 exons. The record is from RefSeq and is a predicted model, not a curated record. Lineage: Eukaryota; Fungi; Ascomycota; Eurotiomycetes; Eurotiales; Aspergillaceae. Gene Ontology annotation, biological process: ribose phosphate metabolic process; nucleoside phosphate metabolic process. The coding region runs from base 1 to 930 and encodes 309 amino acids. Gene Ontology annotation, molecular function: ADP-glucose pyrophosphatase activity; ADP-ribose pyrophosphatase activity.
AUGAAUGCCCUCCGCCUUGCCGCACGACAUCUGAAACCAACACCGCCCAUCCCCACACACAGACCGGCUAUCAUCACAAAAGCCAAAGCUAAAGCCACAAAAAUGUCUACAUUCACAAUACCUGGCUCAAACUUCAACGUGAAUAGCAUCCCAGACCUAAGUCAGAAUGAUUUACUCUCAUUCCCAGCCUUCAAAGUCUGGAUAAAAACACUUCAACGAUCCCUCGCGCGACAAGAACACCCCUCGCACGAGUUCCACAGUGAUCCAUACGUACUGCGCAAAAUCGAUAUCCAAUCUGUCGACCGCUUCGGUGGCGGUCGACUAGGCUUCCUGAAAUUAAAAGCGGAGGUAUCGAAUGGCCAGGGCGAGACUUUGCCUGGUAGCGUAUUUCUGCGGGGGGGCAGUGUCGGAAUGCUGCUCAUUCUCCAGCCGGAUGAUAUACCCUCCCCAACUGAAAAUGACAAGCGCGCUAUCCUAACUAUCCAGCCCCGAAUUCCGGCUGGUUCGCUGGCGUUCCCGGAGAUUCCGGCCGGGAUGCUUGAUGAUAGCGGGACUUUUGCUGGCGGUGCAGCGAAAGAGAUCCAAGAGGAGACGGGAUUGUUGGUUGAGCAGGGGGAUUUGAUUGAUAUGACCUCGCUGGCGCUGCAGGCUGCGCAGGAACCUGGUGAUGGUGAGCGCCUGCAGGAGGCAGUUUAUCCGUCCCCUGGCGGAAGUGACGAGUUUAUUCCGUUGUUUUUGUGUCAGAAGUCUAUGCCUCGGAAAGAGAUUGAGGAGUUGCAGGGUAAGUUAACUGGGUUGCGGGAGCAUGGGGAAAAGAUUACGCUUAAGAUUGUUCCUUUGGCAGAUUUGUGGAAGGAGGGGCUUAGGGAUGGGAAGACUUUGGCUGCUUGGGCAUUGUAUCAGGGGUUGAAGCAGGAAGGGUUGCUUUGA